Molecule: messenger RNA, 795 nt
Organism: Papaver somniferum (opium poppy)
Lineage: Eukaryota; Viridiplantae; Streptophyta; Magnoliopsida; Ranunculales; Papaveraceae
Product: ATP-dependent DNA helicase PIF1-like
Exons: 1
Coding region: 1-795 (264 amino acids)
Source: RefSeq, a predicted model, not a curated record
AUGAAAGAGGGAGAAGAACCAACAUGGAUUAAAAUACCGGAGGACCUUUUGAUACCAUCACUCCAUGAUCCUAUUCAACAAAUUGUGAACAACACUUUCCCUAAUAUGCAACAAAGCUUAGAAUAUAUGAAUUACCUUAAGUCCAGAUGUAUCCUUGCUCCGAAUAACGAAUUUGUUGAUGAAGUAAAUUCUUAUAUUGUUUCAACGAUACAGUCUGAAACAAGAACAUAUUUUAGUGUUGAUUCCAUCAGUCCUACAUCGGAAGCAAUAGAGAAUCAAGAUAUUUUAUUCCCAGUUGAAUUGUUGAAUUCACUGAAGAUUUCUGGAUUCCCAAAUCAUGAAUUGGAGUUGCGGGUUGGUGUUCCCAUCAUGCUUCUAAGAAAUUAUAACCAAAGUAUGGGGCUUUGUAACGGCACAAGGCUUAUAGUCACUAAAUUGGCAGCAUGGGUUAUAGAAGCUAAGAUUAUUACUGGAAACAACAUUGGCAAGAACGUAUUAAUCCAUAAAAUAAUAAUGGAGACAACUGACACUAAGUGGCCAUUCAAACUAAGAAGGAAACAAUUCCCUAUCAAGGUUUGUUUUGCCAUGACAAUCAACAAAAGUCAGGGUCAGACUUUAGAACAUGUGGGUGUUUAUUUGCCCAAGCCUGUAUUCUCUCAUGGCCAGUUAUACGUUGCUGUCUCUAGAACAACUUCUCGCGAAGGUCUCAAAUUUCUGAUUGUCAAUAAGGAAGGUGAACAAGAGGGUUACACACAAAAUAUUCUUUACCAAGAAGCAUUUAAUAAUUUUCCUUAG